Kwoniella botswanensis is the source of this 561-nucleotide messenger RNA. RefSeq lists its product as uncharacterized. The record is from RefSeq and is a predicted model, not a curated record. Bases 1 to 561 code for a protein of 186 amino acids. The transcript is spliced from 3 exons. Lineage: Eukaryota; Fungi; Basidiomycota; Tremellomycetes; Tremellales; Cryptococcaceae.
AUGUUCUUACCUAAAACAUUCUACCUACUCUCCCUAUUCAUCCUCUACACCACCGUAUCAGCCUUACCUUCUCCCGAUGCCGAUUCAGAUGCUACACCCAACGCCGUGGCAGACUCAAGUAUAGCAGGGGUAGAUCAAGAAUGUGUAUUGGCAUGUUCCCAUUGGGCAGUGACGAUGGGUUAUUGUAGAGGUCAAUUUGGUGAUCUUUCCCAACAACGAAAUAUAACAUAUACGAACUCGUUCCUAUCCUGCUUAUGUGCUGGGACGAACUCGACGGGUACGUUGGGUAGCGACUUGAUGGCUGAUUCGGCGAGCUUCUGCUUGGGGUGCGAAACGACUCCUAAAAAGAUUAAAGAUAAUUUAGGGCAAUUCCUCGGUUUAUGUCAAGUCCAAUCAUCAAACGGUACAGCCACGAACGCAACUGAAUUUAUGCCUAUUGGAUAUACGACUUCCAACGAUCGUUCCAAAGAUGCUGUCACCGGAUCUCAGAGUCGACUAUACCAACUUGAUGUUGGCUUGCUGGUAGGGUUGGUGGCUGUUGGUUUAUGGUCAAUCAUCUAA